Molecule: messenger RNA, 4444 nt
Organism: Lepus europaeus (European hare)
Lineage: Eukaryota; Metazoa; Chordata; Mammalia; Lagomorpha; Leporidae
Gene: SEC16B
Product: SEC16 homolog B, endoplasmic reticulum export factor
Exons: 26
Coding region: 256-3396 (1046 amino acids)
Biological process (GO): COPII vesicle coat assembly; autophagy; Golgi organization
Cellular component (GO): ER to Golgi transport vesicle membrane; endoplasmic reticulum exit site
Source: RefSeq, a predicted model, not a curated record
CCGGCCUGUACUUUGUCCCAGUGAAUCAGCUGCACGGAGGCCGGGCGGCUGCAAAGAGCAGCACCGGGCUGGAAGUGAGGGCCAGGUGAGCUGGUACAUGUGGCACCUGGACUUUGGCAGCGUCCCGGGGGCCCGGAGGCAGUGCUGGGCCAGCUCCCCGGAGCAGCGCUGAAGGAAGGUGGAAGCCGUCCGAGCAGGAAGCUAAAAUACCUACAUAACUGACUCAAAACCCAAGGGAAAUUCAGAGGGGCAGGAAUGGAGCCGUGGGUUCCUCAGUGGCCCCCUCCAUCACGGGGAAGGCCCAGGUCGCCAGCGCAGGACUCAGAGCGAGGACUUCAGAGAGACGGAUACCAUCGGCCUGCUCCACACUCUCGGCACAAUGGAGAGGGGCUCCCCCAAUGGCAAGACGUCCAGGGGAGCCCCCAGCCACAGCAGGACCCCAGGGCAGGUCCCCAGCGGCCCCAGCACGUGCCCAGGCUGGGGGCAUGGCAGCAGCGUGCACCUGCGGUUGACUAUUACGAAGGUGGUCAUCGCGCUCAGUUGUAUUCAAGGCCGAGUUAUGAGAGCCUCUAUCCAGCCCUGACGGAAGACUAUGCUUACGGAAGCCAUUACUACCACGGACACCCGCAGUGGCUGCAGGAAGGAAGAGUGCCAAGGCAAGGGAGUCCUUAUCUGUGGCGCGAAAAUUACCGAGAUCAGAAACACCUCAGCGAACAUCGUCCUGAAAACCAAAGCAGGACGUUCAGAAGAAAUAGUGAAACUCAGUUCCAGCGAUCUAACAGGCAAAACCCUCAUAAAGAUGGCCCUGCCUCCAGCUCUGGGCAGGAGAGGCCCGGAGAGCUGUUUGCAGAGGGUCGGCUCAGCUGGGGCCCGACGAGUCAGCCGUCGCUGGGCAGCAAGUCCAACCUUCUCCAGCUGCGCGAGGCUGGUCUCAGCUCCAGCAGCUACGAGCUCAGUCAGUACAUGGCGGACGCCCCCGAGCUGUACGAUCCUGCGGCUGCAGCAGGCUGGAGGCCAGUCCCAGCCGAGGACAUCCCAGUGGCUGGUCCCAAGGCGCCCAAGAAGUUCUACGUCCCUCAUGUGUCUGUGAGUUUUGGGCCAGGAGGUCAGCUGGUGUGUGUGAGUCCCAGCUCUCCCAUGGAUGGCCAAACCGCCCUUGUUGAAGUGCACAGCAUGGAGGUGAUUCUUAACGAUUCGGAGGAACAAGAGGAGAUGAGAAGUUUCCCGGGACCUCUGAUCAGGGAGGACGUGCACAAAAUAGACGUCAUGACGUUCUGCCAGCAGAAGGCAGCUCAGAGCCGCAAGUCUGGGACGCCGGGCGGCAGAGACUUGGCUCUUCUGUGGCAACUGUUGGUUCUCCUUUGUCGCCAGAAUGGGUCCAUGGCGGGGUCUGACAUCGCUGAGCUGCUGCUGCAAGACUGUAAGAAACUGGAGAAGUACAAGAGGCAGCCCCCUGUGGGCAACCUCAUCAACCUGGCCGAUGAGGACUGGCCGGUGCUGAGCUCCGGGCCGCAGAACCUGCUCACCGGGGAGACCCCUCCCAGUGUGGAGACACCUGCGCAGAUUGUGGAAAAGUUCACUAAGCUGCUCUACUAUGGAAGGAAGAAGGAGGCCCUGGAGUGGGCCAUGAAGAACCACCUGUGGGGCCAUGCUUUGUUCCUAUCCAGCAAGAUGGAGCCAAGGACCUACAAUUGGGUCAUGAGUGGCUUCACCAGCACGCUGGCACUCAACGACCCCCUGCAAACCCUCUUCCAGCUCCUGUCCGGGAGGAUUCCACAAGCAGCCACGUGCUGUGGGGACACACAGUGGGGAGACUGGAGGCCUCACUUGGCUGUCAUUCUGUCGAAUCAGGCUGGGGACCCGGAGCUGCGUCGACGUGUGAUUGUCUCCAUGGGGGACACCCUGGCCGGCAAGGGGCUGGUGGAGGCAGCCCACUUCUGCUACCUCAUGGCUCAGGUGCCCUUCGGACACUACACUGUGAACACAGACCGUCUGGCCUUGCUGGGCAGUAGCCACAGUCAGGAGUUUUCGAGGUUCGCCUCCGCGGAGGCUGUCCAGAGGACGGAGGUCUUGGAGUACUGCCAGACGCUGGGCGGCCGCCCGGGCCUCAUCGCUUCCUUCCAGGUGUAUAAGCUCCUUUAUGCUUCCCGCCUGGCGGACUACGGCCUGGCGUCCCAGGCCUUCCAUUACUGCGAAGCCAUUGGCACGGCCGUCCUGAGCCAGGCAGAGAGCAGCCACCCUGUGCUAUUAGUGGAACUCAUCAAGCUGGCUGAGAGGCUGAAGCUGGUAGACCCGUUGGUUCUCGAGAGGCACGGGGGAGGUGAGGCCUGGGAGCCUGACUGGCUGCAGCGGCUCCGGCGGCGGCACCAGGAGAUGCAGCAAAAGGCAGCUGGAGACGCUGGGGAGCCUCGUUCUGCGAACUUGGAUAUUCCAGGAGCUACAGGAACAACAGAACGCACUUCCUACCAGGAUCUUCCCGGAUCUCAGAGCUACUCAGACGCCCCCGGGUGCGAGCCAGCGCCAUGGCCAACACCUGAGCAGACGGGCCUGCCCCAGCCCUUUGCCCUCCAGCCGGGCCCCACUGCAGGGCAGGCAGGGGCACCUGUGCCUCUUUACUCGGUGCCUGAGACCCACUUCCCGGCCAGCACGGAGGAACCACAGGCUGUCGGAGGACAGGUCUGGGAGGACACGUGGCAGACACACUCAGCCCCUGGAGAGAACACAGCGUCUCCAGAGACCUUCCAGCAGCCUGAGGGUCUAGAGGUCAUUUCCACGCCCCAGGAGCCGCUGUCUCCCAGAGCACAGAGCUUCUCUGAGAGCUGCCCUGGGUCCGUCAAGGAGGCCGACGAGGAGUCCUCUGAAGAGGCAGACGGGAAAUCUGCCCGCACUCCCGCACACACGGGGAAGCCGGCUGAUGCCAAAGGGAGCGCUAAGAGGUCAGGAUUUGGCUGGUUCAGCUGGUUUCGCUCGAAGCCCACCGAGAAUGCCCCCCACUCCGGAGACGAAGACUCAUCUGACAGCCCUGACUCAGAGCAGGAGAACCCCAGAGCAUCUUCUCCCCGGGAGGCUGGCCUGGGCCCCUCACCACCACCCUUCCUUGAGUCCCCGCCCCUGCCAGGGGCCAGCGCUUUCAGCAGGGGCACAGGAAGGGAUGAAGCCCCAGGAGCCGUGUCCUCUCAGGAGACAGCUGCAGGCACUGGGACCGGAGGCUUGUCUGGGCCUGAGAGUGUGUCAUCUGAGCUCUACUCCAACCCCAGUGUUCUGCUUCCUCCGCCUUCCGUGAAAGGGGCUGUUCCUCUCUACAACCCAUCUCAGGUCCCGCAGCUCCCCACGGCUGCUGGCCUCAGUCGGCCAAAUCGCCUGGCUCAGCGCCGCUACCCCACACAGCCCUGCUGAGAAUACUGCCUGUCCCAGGCUCGUCGCCGGGGAGUGUGACAUUGACACAGCUCUGCUUUUCUCAAUCCCCCAGCCCUCCCAGAGGUCUGCACUGGUCUGUCGCCUCUGCUGGGCUCCCAGGAGCCAAGGGGACGGCGUCUCCCUCAACAUGGCUCAGUGCAGUCUCUUGAGAUUCGCUUCAGAGUGGUAGAAAUGAUUUCAUCGGAAGGCGAGGCUGGGCGUGGUAGCGGACAGACAGGAAGCGGUAGAGUGCCAUGGUGGCGGCGUGUGAAGUGGUGGCUGAGAGCCUGAGGAGCAAUGUUGGGGCCCUUAGAGUCCACAGCCAGACUCCGCUGGGCUCUUACGGGUGUGGCAGAGCAGCAGGGGCACAGAACAACAUUCUCGACUCGCUGCUGCUCCUCCUUCAGUCUUCGCUAUAGAUCAGUACAUGGCUCUUGGUCCUGAAGCUUUGUUCCCGGAACUCGGUUGUCUCUGCCCUUCCCCACUGCCUCCUUAGUGACAGCUCAGCCGUUUUCCCCCUGGUCCCGGUUCUGCGCUCAUCCUCCGUGUGGUUCAGAUUAAUUAUAUCUCCUCUCACUUCCUAGCUGGUCCUAUUUUUUUUUCUUUCACAUUCUGGCAUCUGGCUAUCACGUUAGAUUGCUGAAGGCAUCCCAUUGUCAUGGUAACUACUGAACCUAAUGAUGCAGAUGGAUGGAACAUCAGUGUAUUAAAUGAUGGAAGAUGUCUCCUAAAAACUCAUCCCUUCCGGAAGAGGGAAGAAAUGAGUGCCUGAUAUAUUGUUAAUACCUCCCUCCUACCCCAGGCCUCUGCAAAUUGAUGCUUGCGGGUCUUGGGAGCCGGAGGGAGGUGGGGUCAUCUUGGAAAUUUCCAUUUCUCCUUUCAAACCCAAAAUAGGAAUGACUCUUACUGUUUGUCAGAUUUGCUGAAAAUUGCUGCUCACAAAGAACAUUUUUUUUUGGUACUUGUAAUUGUACAUACAGGUUUUUUACUUUGAUGUACUACGGUUCUGAUGUUGAUAGCGAUUAAACCCAGAUAAUUUUAUAGCAAA